GACAUUUGUACCAGCUGUCAAAUAGCUCGCUGAGAAAAUUUUUUUAAGAAACUGCAUAAUUAAACGCAAAUAUUUAUUAAAAUGUCUGCGCUAUUUCGUUUAACUAAUCGCUCAAUUUUGCAGCGUAGCAUUGCCAUAAAUAACGCGUUUCGAACGAUCAAAACCUCACAAAAAAAGGAAGACACAGUAACAACCAUUGUGCCAACAACAAAAGAGGAUUUUGCAAAACCCGAUCCAAGAAACUGGGUAAGCUACGGAUUUGAUGCUAAAGACCAAACCGAAGAUCGAAAUGUGACGAAAGCAAGUUUCUUCUUCUCUGUGACACUUUGUCUUGUGUGGGGAACAUUCGUUUGGUCAUAUUUGCCUGAUACACAAAUGAGAGACUGGGCGCAACGUGAGGGCUAUUUGGAACUUAGACGUCGCGAAGAGGCAGGUUUGGAUUUGGUGAAUCCAAAUUACAUUGAUCCCAGCGUUAUAAACCUACCAACAGACGAAGAACUAGGAGAUACCGAAAUCAUAAUUUAAUUUAGUUCAAUUGCAAUACGAACAUUUUUAAAGUAACAUUGUUAUGUAAUAAAAUAUAAGCGAAAUAUUCGCUAAAUAAAAUUGU
Teleopsis dalmanni is the source of this 610-nucleotide messenger RNA. RefSeq names its product NADH dehydrogenase [ubiquinone] 1 beta subcomplex subunit 11, mitochondrial-like. The record is from RefSeq and is a predicted model, not a curated record. The transcript has a single exon. The coding region runs from base 82 to 525 and encodes 147 amino acids. Lineage: Eukaryota; Metazoa; Arthropoda; Insecta; Diptera; Diopsidae.